GACUCUCACCGCCUUAUCUCUCGCGACCUCUGUCGUGUCCGGACGCGCACGACAGCCGUGCUCAGCGUCGCUUUAACUCGCGCGUAACGCGCUAUGACGCCCUUUACGAUACUAACUUGUUCAGUUGAUUAUUUAAACCUGAUUUUUAUUAAAAGUGUGGGAUGUAGCCCAGAACUACAAAAGUGACUCGAUUUUUGAUUAUUGUUGUGUUAACUGUAACCGAAAAAGUAAUACUUUGUUCCGUUCGUUAAAUUAAACUCGACGAUGGUGUCCGAAGGGGCUCUGCCCGUGGUUUGGUGUAUGCGUGAUAAUCAAUUAGUACCACAUCAGGUAUCUGGUGUUAAAUUACAAGGUGUCGUCACUGGGGCUCACAUAGCGGCCGUAACAGACUUUUUACGCAUGGUAGCCGGCACCCCGAUAGUUUUACCACAUACCACGUUUCCAGAAAACAUUGAAAAUGACCUUAAUGAAGAAAAAGAAAACACUUCAAGACAAAGGAAAAUAUCAAUGCAAGUGGAAGUUCCUUGUGUUUUCCUGUCCGAAAGUGCGUUACAAAUGGCCAAGAGUCGACAUAAUUCCUUAGAAGAUAAGGUAACGUUAAAAAACUCCAGUACAAACUAUACCGAUUCGCAAAAUACUAGAGAUAGUGUAAUGACGCUUUUUAAUGCAACUAACAAUGACAUGAUGGACGAGGUCUCGUCCACUGGCCCUAGUAUUUCACACUGUACUGAAAAUAUCACUCAAAGAAUAACUAGAAUAAUAGACUUAGAUAAUUUAAAUAACGAAGAAAUUAAUAACGAUCCAGAAAAAGAAUGUUCGCAAAAAAUAACGAGGAUAAUCGAGUUUGAAGAUAGUCAUUCGCCUGUUUCCAAAAGUAAGGAGAACGAAGUGCUUCAGAAAAUUACCAGGAUAAUAGAAUUUAGUGAUAGUAAUUUAUUUUCCAAUAAUCAUGGCGAGGAUGGCCUUAUCGAUCAUAAAGUCUUCAAAUCGAAAUCUAUCGAUUCUAUUCUUCCUUGUAUGGCCAAAAUAAUAGAAAUAGAAAACGAAAAAUCUAAUGAAAGACGAAUUUCUUUAACGAGUGAGCGAGAGAUUAGAUGUGGUCUCGAUCAUUUCAACGAAGAUUCUGUAGCAAAAUUCAGACCAUUGCAAAGAAAUAGAUUUAGCGUCGAUUCCUCUUGCUCCGAAAACUCUUACGCGAAUAUUGAGACCAUUAAGAGUUUACAGGAUGAUAGAAAAGGGGAUAUGUUUGAAGAUCUUACAAAUACCGAAGUUCACACCAAACCCAUUAUUAAAUCGCGGUUUAGGAGGAAAAAAACAUCUGUUUGCUCCAUUGGUUCGUCGGAUUGUGACGAAGAAAUAGACGUAAUUUUUAAAUCUAAGCCAAAAUCUAGUCAGUGGGUUAGUCUCGAUUGGAUCCCUCCACAUAAAGAAGAGCCAGUGAAUACGCAGGUCUGUGAUAAAGAUGAUUUUAUUUCUAAGUGGAUUGCCGAACAAAACUCUCAAAGCUCAGGCAUUUUGGCGGACGAACGGCGAAGAAGCCUUCCGCCGAAAUCGAACGAAAUAUAUUUACAAACGAUGAGAAGGUUCAGCGAUGGAUUACAAAUGUGCAAAGAAGAUGCAGCCAGCGACUCGCCCGCCACCGUCAAAUGGAGAUGGCACGAUUUAGUCAAACGGCAUUUGCAGCUUCUGAAGAAUGAUAAGGGCUUUAGAAGACAGCGAGGUAGUUGGAUGCGCACCGCCCGAAGAUUGUCACACUCAAACGUAAACAAUAGUAGCUUGGACACUUUUCCAUUGGAUACAUAUAUGAAGCUGAACUCUAUGCCAUGGUAUUUCCGAAAAAUAAAACGAAUUGAAGCAGAGAAGAAACUACUCCUGCCGGAAAAUGAACAUGGGGCUUUUCUGAUUCGUGAUUCGGAAAGUCGACACAACGAUUUCUCGCUGUCGGUCCGCGACGGCGACACGGUGAAGCACUACCGCAUCAGACAGCUGGACGAAGGAGGCUUCUUCAUCGCUCGUAGAACAACCUUCAGGACGCUCCAGGAGCUGGUGGAGCAUUACAGCAAGGAUGCGGACGGCCUCUGCGUCUCGCUUAGCAAACCUUGCGUUCAGGUCGAGAAACCCGUGACCGAAGGUCUGUCUCACAGGACGAGAGACCAAUGGGAGAUCGAUCGUUCCUCUCUGAAGUUCGUCCGAAAACUCGGACAUGGACAAUUCGGGGAGGUGUGGGAGGGUCUAUGGAAUAGCACCACGCCCGUGGCCAUCAAGACCCUCAAAUCUGGCACCAUGGACCCCAAGGACUUCCUCGCCGAAGCGCAAAUCAUGAAGAAACUCAGACACAACAAGCUCAUCCAGCUGUACGCCGUGUGCACGCUCGAGGAGCCCAUAUACAUCAUCACCGAGCUCAUGAAGAACGGGUCGCUGUUGGAGUAUCUGCAAGGCAAAGGCCGCGGCCUGAAGCUCCAGCAGCUGAUCGACAUGGCGGCGCAGAUCGCCGCGGGAAUGGCCUAUCUGGAGUCGCAGAACUACAUCCACCGGGACCUCGCCGCCAGGAACGUGCUCGUGGCCGACGCCAACAUCGUCAAGAUCGCCGACUUCGGCCUCGCCAGGCUGAUCAAGGAGGACGAGUACGAGGCUCGCGUGGGCGCGCGCUUCCCCAUCAAGUGGACGGCCCCGGAGGCGGCCAACUACAGCAAGUUCUCCAUCAAGUCCGACGUGUGGUCCUUCGGCAUCCUGCUCACCGAGCUCGUCACCUACGGCCGGACGCCCUACCCGGGCAUGUCCAACGCCGAGGUGAUGCACCAGGUGGAGCACGGGUACCGCAUGCCCUGCCCGCCCAACUGCCCGCCCGCCCUCUACGAGAUCAUGCUCGAGUGCUGGCACAAGGACGCGCUCAAGCGACCCACCUUCGAGACUCUGCAGUGGAAGCUCGAGGACUUCUUCACGAUGGACAACUCGGAGUACAAGGAGGCGUCCGCCUACUGAGCCCGGCCCGCCCUGCCCGCCCGCCGGCACGCGCCGCCCGCGCCGUGCCCGGCCCACCACCGGGGCGACCGCCGCGUGCCGCCCGAGCUGACGCUUCACGCCAGCGCCUCGCUGCAGCAGCUGCAGACGCAGCGGCCGCGGCGCCCGCUGCCCCACUCGGCCACGCUGGCCGCGGUGCCCCUCUGUCCCCACCGCCGGCCCCGCUCGCCCCCCCGGGGCCGAAGGCUCGAGGGAGAGUCGACUUUCGCGCUUUCGUUUCCGACGUGAGUCCGAGCGGAGACGCGCGUCCGAAGCGAACUAGGUUCGGCAGGGAUUUAUUAUUAUUAUUUCGAAGACUAGGGAUGGACUGAUUCGCUAUCUAUAUAUAUUUAUCUAUCUAUCGCCUCCUCCGAUUCGCUCCGAGAGGACGUAUUCGUAAGAGUUAAUUUAUGUAUCUGUAGCAGUAGACUUCUCUUUCGGUCUCGCCCAUGUAAAUAUCGUCCUCCGCUCGGCCAUAGAGCGCAGACGCUCGGGCGGAGGCGACCCGGGCGAGGGGAAUUCCCAAUUUUAUUUAGUUAGCCAAUCUAAGAGCGGUUCGCGGUUUCGAGCCGAACUGAGGUCUCAUUACCUCCGAGUAUUGAUUAAUUAUAUUUUAAGCAGAUAAUGUAACGGUUACGAUAAUUAUACAUAUUACACUCAUUUGUAAAGAUUUUUUAACACUAAAUAUAAAUGUGAAAUAA
Molecule: messenger RNA, 3701 nt
Organism: Pieris napi
Lineage: Eukaryota; Metazoa; Arthropoda; Insecta; Lepidoptera; Pieridae
Gene: Src42A
Product: tyrosine-protein kinase Src42A
Exons: 6
Coding region: 265-2982 (905 amino acids)
Biological process (GO): cell differentiation; innate immune response; cell surface receptor protein tyrosine kinase signaling pathway
Cellular component (GO): extrinsic component of cytoplasmic side of plasma membrane
Molecular function (GO): ATP binding; signaling receptor binding; non-membrane spanning protein tyrosine kinase activity
Source: RefSeq, a predicted model, not a curated record